Molecule: messenger RNA, 895 nt
Organism: Lucilia cuprina (Australian sheep blowfly)
Lineage: Eukaryota; Metazoa; Arthropoda; Insecta; Diptera; Calliphoridae
Exons: 2
Coding region: 102-785 (227 amino acids)
Source: RefSeq, a predicted model, not a curated record
UAUAAAUUCACAAUACAACAUUGCAAGUUGUAUCAUUUAAUUAUAAGCAAGAAACAAACGGCUAAUAAUUUUAUAUACAUUUAAAUAUAUUUUAAACCGUAAUGAAAUCAAAAAUUUUGUUAUUUAGUGUGCUAAUUAUAGCUAUCUCGUUUACAAUUGGCGCCGAAGCAAGUAGACAUUCUAAAUCACGUAAUAGAUCUACCUCAAGUAAACAACGAACUCAGAAUAGUAAUAAAAGUGGAAGCGGACAUAACAACAGGGGAAGCGCAAGUGAACAUCAUGUAGUUGUUAGCCAACAUCAUAAAACAUCUGAUCAUAAUAUAAAACAACAACAUACUAAUCAUCCAAAUAUGGCAAAAGCCCAUAGUCGUGUAGCAAAUACUCCAGAGGGUCAUCAUAAUUCGAAUCAACCCGAAAGUUAUCCAAAACAACAAAACCCUAUUCCAAAUACUGGGACUGUUGUAUAUACUUCUCAACAACCUGUUUAUAUCGUGAACCCACAACAACCAAAUGUUCCACAAUCUUCAGGAACAGAUGAUUUCGUAGCAGGUUAUGUAGCUGGGGCGAAUUCAGCUCGUCGAAAACUAAGACGCAGAAAAACAACCACGACAACAACUACACUUGCUCCUUCUACCACCACAAAUCCAUGCUUAAUUGCCGCCCAAGUACCUGACAAAAUUGUAAAUAAUCAACUACAACAAAAUCCAGCAGUUACCUGUGAACCUCUUAGUAUCACGACCAAUCCAACUGACUAUCAAAACCCUCCAUUGGCCGCUAUUAUUUAGAUAUUAAGUUGAUAACUGUCAAACUUAAUAUGUAUAUUAAAAAUAUAUAUCUAUGUAACUUACAUCAGCAUUUUAUGUAAAACAAUAAAAUUUGUAUGUUUGGAUUAUAA